Molecule: messenger RNA, 966 nt
Organism: Besnoitia besnoiti
Lineage: Eukaryota; Apicomplexa; Conoidasida; Eucoccidiorida; Sarcocystidae
Product: SAG-related sequence
Exons: 1
Coding region: 1-966 (321 amino acids)
Cellular component (GO): membrane
Source: RefSeq, a predicted model, not a curated record
AUGCGCCAUGGAGUUGAAGACUCACCGGGCAUCUCCAAUUCUGUCAGUACAUGCGACGCAGCCCACCAAAGUGAGCAGGGUGCUCAACCGGCGGCAUUGACGGUGUCAAAGAGCAAUCUCCGUGCUACUUUGAAGUGCACGGGACAGAACAACAAAUUCGUGCCUGGAGGCGGUAAAAACGUCUGUGCAGGCAAAGCGAACGCCACUGUGCAGGCGUGCAGCACCAAUUCCCCCCCAGGACAACAGGAAGUACUGACAGGUUUGCUCGGUGCGUCGACUGGCGUUGUGUGGGAACAGAAAUCCCCUGUGCCUGAAGUAGGGGAAGAGUGGUCACUCGAGCUUGACGAGUCACAACUCCCUUUGGAAGACACAACGUUCUUCGUAGGCUGCCAAAACGGAGGCAAAACAUCGAAUUGCAGACUCGAUAUAACUGUGCAGGCCAGAUCUUCCUCUGUAGAAAGCAACGUUGUCAAGUGCGCCUACGGCCAGCACAGUAAUCCUCAACCCCUGCAAGUGGAACUGACACACGACAACAACGCCUUGACUCUAGAAUGUGGAUCCAAUCACGUGCUUGAACCCACCAACUAUUCUACCAACUACUGUGAGGACGGCACCUUGACAACCUGCACAAAGAGCUUCAAGGAAGUUCUUCCAAAUUUCACUGACUCCUGGUGGACGGAAGGGAGCAAGCCAAAGGAAAGUGCCAAGCUUACCAUUCCUCCGAGGGAGUUCCCCGCCGCAGACUUCAAGUUUUACGUGGGCUGCAAGUUGGCCAAAGAAAAUGCCGGCGGCCAGGCUGUCUCGCGCGGACAGAGUGAACCGCAGCCCCAAGCUGAACCGUCACCCUGCAGAGUGCUGGUAACUGUCAAGGCAGCGGGCUUGGCAACAAGGGCAUCGACCUCCUCAAUGGCGGCGUCGGUUGCUGGUGCUGCCGCCAUCUCGGGCUAUCUUGUCGGCUUAUUCUGA